Molecule: messenger RNA, 2631 nt
Organism: Diorhabda sublineata
Lineage: Eukaryota; Metazoa; Arthropoda; Insecta; Coleoptera; Chrysomelidae
Exons: 6
Coding region: 813-1655 (280 amino acids)
Source: RefSeq, a predicted model, not a curated record
UCGACGGCGUCGCGAAAUAUAUUUAUCGACUACUUUAGUUUCGAAACGUUGCCAAAUGUCCGUUCCGAAUACGCAAUCUACUAAAACGAUUAUAGAAUUAACUUAAGACGGGUAAAAAUUGAAAAUACCCACGUGGGUAAAUAGACAAAGAUACAAAGAAUUUGAUUAAUUCAAUUUUCAAACUACGAAAUUCCAUAGAAAACAAUAAAUUUUAAUAUAUUUAAAUCGUUGCGGAUAGUAUUGAAGUUUGAAGAAUUAUUAGAAGUAUUGGCAACGCCGCGAGGAUUGUUCCGAGUACGCAACGCGAUGACGUUUUAUAGAUAUAAAGUGUAGUGGUGUUUAAAGGGAGAAGUGACAUGUAAAAUAUUUAGAAAAUUAGCGUGUAGAAUCACGCCUAUAUAUUCCGAUCCAAUAUAAAUAUAAUCUUUAAUAGAACAAACUUAUUUUUCAUCCAAAAAGUCAAUUAUUUAACAGUGCAUAAGUCUAUGAUAUUUUGACUAACGUUUCAAGUGCCUUUGUCUGCUUUUUUAAUCUCAAGAUAUGUACUAAAAGAACGCACACGAUGUUAAUUACUGAAACGAAUAAUGGCCGCGUUUGAAACUACCGGAAAUAACCUAAAUAAUAAAAGAACCAAAACUGAUAUAGAUAAAUUACAAUUUUUUUAACGGAUUUAAUCAUUUUAAAGUAUAUCGAGAAAUACGAGGGAUUUAAAAUUAAAGAAUAUUCAGUGCUUCCUCAGGGAGGUCGCCAUCAAACUGAAGAAACACAAGCAGGAAUACGAUCUCCUCAUUGUCGAUUACGAACCCGCUCUGAUGGAGAAUUCCGACGCCGAUGACGAAACGGGUUGGAAUUGUAGCGUCCAUCCAAGCGUAUUCUUUCUACUAGGAACUUUAGUAUUGACAACGUGCGCUACCGGAAUGCUUUGCGCCGCCAUAAUGACCGAUCAUUGGGAGGAGGUCACGUGGGAUAAAACGAAUUUGGAUACGUUGGCCAACAAAACGGUUACCGUUCAUUGGUUACUUGAUAAAACUGUAGCCAGAAUAGCUACAAACGACAGGGAUAGAACUAUAGCUUUUUUGGUACCGAUGCACGGGGGCAUUUGGACUUUAUGCGUCAGUUUAACCGAGGAGGAAAUCGGUUUACUGGGUAGAGUCGGUUUUCCGGCGGUAAAAUCGUGCGUGAAUUAUUUAUCCGGCGGUAUAGAUGGCGUUAGAGGUUAUGAAUCGCGAGCCGAUUGGCAACACAGGAUGCAAAAUUUAUCUAUAUCGUGUGCGCUAGUAUGUUUGAUAGUGCUAGGUAGCGCAGCGCUGGUGGGAGCUUUCGGGGUCUUCCAACAUCAAAUAAGUGCCGUGUUAGUUACGGGAGUCAUGUACUUGCUAGCAGCAUCGUUUGCUCUUUUCACAUUGACCAUUAUCCACUUCAAGAGGCUCCACAAUCGGCCUCAUAUGGAAGAGUCCGAAGGUACGGUCGACGGGGUGAUAAGUCCGACUGGGGUUAGGGGUGUAAAAGACUUAUUACCGGCUAGGGUGUUCACUACGUCGUGGUCGCUAGAUUUGGGAUGGGGUGGAGUCAUGUUGUGCGUGAUGACGUCGGUAUUGUGGAUAUUAUUAUCUAAAAUUAUGAGAUUCAAUCCUAUAUCCAGUAUGAUCAAUUAAAUACAUUCUUCUAACCAUAAAAACGGUCAAUAAUUUAGUUUGUUUACAGUGAUCCUUUUAAAGAAUCCACUAAUUUCAUAAUUGAGGUUAGAAAUGCAUUAUCUCAAUCUACGGGAACAAUUCAAUCAUCAAAAAUUUAUUUUUGUUAUAAUUAUCGAUUACGGUACCACUUUUCAGACGAUAAAUUAUAUAAUAGAAUAGUAAAUUCGCGAUAAUCAUCAAUUAAUUCGUCAAAAUCGAUUUUUUUAAAUCAUUUUUACUAAUUUUCCAACACAUCGGUACUUAAUUUUUCGUUAUUCACUUCUCCCAACGAAAACAAAACAUUUUUUCCUACAUUUCAUAUAUAUUAACAAUUCUAGUGCAAAUUACUAUUAAAUAUCAUAAAAUAAUGAUGAAAUUAUCGUCUACACCUGGUACAUAACUAGUUAAUAAAGAAUACUUUUGCUACCAUAAUAACGUCAUUAUUUAAAACAUGUUUGUAUAUUAUUUACUCGAAAAAAAAAACCUUUUUCAAGUGAUAUUUGGAAAAGCACUGGAUAGAAAUAUAUUUAGAAAUCAUGAAAAUAUAUAUGAAUUUUGCCUAUAUAUGUCUGUCACUGAUUUCAAACAUUUAAGUAUAUCAAAUCAACGUAAAAAAACACAAAAACGCACAAAAAAGAUGAAAUAUUGGUUCCGAAUUAUGGAAUAUUCAUGUAAAGAGGAAUAGUACAUCUAAAAUUGCAAUUAAAUAGGUUUGGAUAAUGUUGAAUUGACGAAUUUGAAAAAAAUUUUUAAAACGUUAAAAUAGAACGAAGAGUAUAUAACAAUAUAUAAAUAUAAGUGCAAAAUGCCUUGAAUACAGCCUCAAUUUUUUUUAUAGUGUUAAAGAUAAUAAAUUCUUGUUUUUAUAUGCUUAUUUAUGCAUCAAAGCUUGCUUUUUUGCAUCUUGUAUUAUAUUCUUGCAAUAAACUGUUGAUUUAACUACUGUUUUUUAUUU